ACAUGGUCUUAUUCACUUUCUAGAUAUGGAAAUCAUCCCAUACAGACUUUAUACUGUUCCCCUGUUCUGCCUCUUGUUCCUGGGUCAUUUUGUCUCGGGUCAGCUUGAUUACAAUUUCUAUGACCACUCUUGUCCUAACCUGACAGGGAUUGUUCGAAAUGGUGUUGCAUCAGCUGUUGCGAAGGAGACUAGGAUGGCUGCCUCUCUUUUGCGCUUACACUUCCAUGAUUGUUUUGUCAAUGGUUGUGAUGCGUCCAUAUUACUGGAUGAAUCCAGUGCAUUUAAGGGGGAGAAAAAUGCAUUACCUAAUCGAAAUUCGGUUAGAGGUUUUGAGGUCAUUGAUGCAAUCAAGGCUGAUGUGGAGAGAGCUUGCCCAUCCACUGUUUCUUGUGCUGAUAUACUGACUCUUGCAGUUAGAGAGGCUAUUUAUCUUGUUGGAGGGCCUUUUUGGCUUGUAGCCAUGGGUCGUCGAGAUGGCCUAACAGCCAAUGAGACUGCGGCCAAUGAGCAGCUCCCAUCUCCUAUCGAGCCCUUAGAAAAUAUCACUGCAAAAUUUACUUCCAAGGGUCUUACAUUGAAGGAUGUGGUUGUGCUCUCAGGCGCACACACUAUUGGCUUUGCUCAAUGCUUCACAUUCAAAUCAAGGCUAUUCAACUUCGAUAACACUGGUAAUCCUGAUCCAACACUAGAUGCAUCACUCCUGCAGAGCUUGCAGCAAAUUUGCCCAAAUCAAGCUGAUUCCAACACCAACUUGGCUCCUUUAGAUUCAGUUACUACCAACAAGUUUGAUAAUGUUUACUAUAGGAACCUUGUGAACAACUCUGGACUUCUUCAGUCAGACCAAGCUCUCAUGGGGGACAACAGAACUGCUCCCAUGGUUAUGUUGUACAACAGGCUUCCCUAUCUUUUUGCCUCAGCUUUCAAAACAUCAAUGGUGAAGAUGAGCUACAUUGGUGUACUUACUGGACAUGAUGGAGAGAUAAGGAAAAACUGUAGAGUGGUGAACUAGAUAUAUACCUACGCAUGUAAUAUGAAAGAAAUGGCAUCCAGGGCUUAAUUUGAGAAUCAAAUGCAGCUUUGUAACA
Messenger RNA from Vitis vinifera (wine grape), 1085 nucleotides. Its product is annotated as peroxidase 10. Gene Ontology annotation, molecular function: heme binding; peroxidase activity. The record is from RefSeq and is a predicted model, not a curated record. Bases 26 to 1009 code for a protein of 327 amino acids. The transcript is spliced from 4 exons. NCBI's taxonomy places the organism in Eukaryota, Viridiplantae, Streptophyta, Magnoliopsida, Vitales, Vitaceae. Gene Ontology annotation, biological process: hydrogen peroxide catabolic process; response to oxidative stress.